AUGAUAGUCUUAAAAGAACUUGAAUUCUAUCACGGUUUUCUGCCUCGUGAAGAUUUAUUUUGUCUAUUAAAAUACGUUGGAGAGUUUCUUGUAAGAGUUAGUGAGGUGAGCUGCAAUGAAAUCAUGUCCUCCAAUGAGAAAGAGGAUGAAGCGCAAGGUAAAAAAGGUUAUGAGAAGAAAGUACGAGGUAAGGUACACGAUUCACCAUGCGAAGGGCCAAAACUAGGCGCUAUGUCGAAAUUCGGAAUCGUCACUUUUCAGCUGAAAAAUGUUAUCAUAAGAAGGAAAAGUGGUAGAUAUCUGGUUGAAGUGGCCAGAUUAUUUGAAACGAUUCCACAGCUAAUCAAUCACUAUCGAGUCACACCAGGAAAAUUAAACAAGACAAAAGGUUGCAGUGAUCUUGGUAAAGCAAAGAUUAAAGAAAUGAUGAAGGAAGCGCGAUUGAUGAGGAAUUUUAAACAUAGAAAUGUCGUCCGUAUUUAUGGAGUGGCUGUAGAUGAGCAGCCGUUAUAUAUAAUCCUUGAACUCGUCAGCGGCUUCACACUUUCUUGUAACUCUGCAUUUCCUCCAACAGGUGGUGCACUAAACACGUUCCUGAAGGAGAAUGCGAAUAAAGUAGAAGUGAAGCAGAAACUGGACAUGUGUCUUGGGGCCGCUCUCGGUGUAGAAUAUCUUCAUUUGAAUCAGUGUAUGCAUCGAGAUCUUGCUGCAAGAAAUUGUCUCAUAACCACCGACAAGAUUGUGAAAAUCAGCGAUUUCGGAUUGUCAAGACUGGGUGUUCAAUAUAAAUUAAAGUCGGCAAUAAAAUUACCAAUAAAAUGGCUUGCACCGGAGACGAUUACCACGUUCACAUUCUCGCUAAAGACGGACGUGUUCAGUUUUGGAGUGCUCGUCUACGAAAUAUUUGCAGACGGUACUGAACCAUGGGACGGACAAACGAAUGCCGAAGUAAAAGGGGCGGUUAUUGGAGGCAAGUGCGUCACUUUUCCAAAGAGCACACCAGAAAAAGUGAAAAAGUUUUUUGUCGAACGGGUAUUCGCUAAGAAUCCUGAACAAAGAGCAACGAUGACAGAAGUUGUAAAACAUCUACAAGCAUGUGGUGCUUCACAGAUCGGAAGCACGCGAAUAUCUCAAAUGUCUGAAGUGAGGCACAGUACCGAAAGUCGACGUAGUCGUUGA
This is a messenger RNA of Angiostrongylus costaricensis, 1179 nucleotides long. Lineage: Eukaryota; Metazoa; Nematoda; Chromadorea; Rhabditida; Metastrongylidae. The record is from the annotation of a GenBank genome assembly.